Coprinopsis cinerea okayama7#130 is the source of this 1000-nucleotide messenger RNA. RefSeq lists its product as hypothetical. The transcript has 2 exons. The record is from RefSeq and is a predicted model, not a curated record. NCBI's taxonomy places the organism in Eukaryota, Fungi, Basidiomycota, Agaricomycetes, Agaricales, Psathyrellaceae. The coding region runs from base 158 to 1000 and encodes 280 amino acids.
GUCCCACUGACCUUCUGCAACUUCAGAAAAAUCCUUGUUGUAUCUAUCUUGUAUCAUACAUACCCUCACCGACCACUUCACUCACUCCUCACUCACAUUCUUUACAUCCCGCUCACUCACAUUCCUUACAUCCUGACCAACCCACCUUACUACAACAAUGUCCCGACGACCCCACCCUCCUUCCCCUUCCUCCCCACCCCUCUUCGUCCUCCUCAGCGCCCUAUCCCUCCUCAUCCUCCAGCAGGCAUGGGGAGCGGAAGCAGCGUUCACGAUGCCCGUGUUCUCGGGGAACGACACGGUCGAUCUUAACGCUGCUGGGACGUGGUGUUAUUAUCCCGGUUCCUUCUCCUCCUCUAGCUCCUCUUCGUCCUCCUCUUCCACCACCACCACUAUCACCAGUAAUACCUCAGAUGGAAACCCAAACCCAAACUCAAACGCAAACGCACAGGUAGAUGCCGAGCUUCCACCAGACGUCGACUCCACCUGCCCACCCGGCACCCCCAAAGCCGACCUCCUCGCCGUCCUACAGAGGCAUUUGAACCAACCACCCGACGACUCGCUUAGUAUCGCGUAUUAUAGUGCCUCGUUGGAGAGGUUGGGUGGGGCUGGGUAUCCUUUGGGAUGGGCUAUUGGCUCAAACUCAAAUUCAAAUUCCGGCUCAGGCUCACCCGACCCCGACUCCCCCACAGACGACCUAUCCUCCAUCGUAGGCCGCAAAGUUUACUUAUGCCUCAGCGGACAGAGGGAGGACGGAACGUAUAAGACUAUUUGUGAAGUUGCUCGUGGGGAUAACCAGUUCGGUUUAUUGGAUGAACGUGGAUUUGAAAGGGAGAGGGAGAGAGAAGGAGAAGGAGGAGAGCAAAAGGCGGUUUGUGCCCUGGCGGUAGGACAGAGGCAUGUUUCGGAUGGGUGUUAUGUCCCUGUUGGGAUGAGUGUGGAGGAUGACGAGUCGGGUGCGCGUGGGGUUACUGCUGGCAGAGGUAUGUCCUAUGCUCUGUGA